Plasmodium reichenowi is the source of this 1931-nucleotide messenger RNA. RefSeq names its product DNA mismatch repair protein MSH2, putative. Gene Ontology annotation, biological process: mismatch repair; mitotic recombination. Gene Ontology annotation, molecular function: ATP-dependent DNA damage sensor activity; mismatched DNA binding; ATP binding. The annotation marks the transcript as partial. The record is from RefSeq and is a predicted model, not a curated record. Gene Ontology annotation, cellular component: MutSalpha complex; nucleus. Lineage: Eukaryota; Apicomplexa; Aconoidasida; Haemosporida; Plasmodiidae. The transcript has a single exon.
AUGGAAAAUCAUGAGGUAGAGGAAGUUAAUGAGGAUCAAAUAUUAUGCUUAUACAUAGAUACGAAAAAAUAUCAGAAAAGUUUAGGUGUAUGUUUUUAUAAUUAUUUAAAAUAUGAAUUUUUAAUGACAGAAUUUAUUGAUAAUGGACAUUUUACAGCUUUAGAAUCUUUAUUCAUACAGAAAAGACCACAUAAGUGUUUUUUCAAUAGUACUAAUGAUUUAGUUGAUGAUGAAAGACUUUUAAAUUUGUUUAAAAUUUGUAAUGUUGAAGCUAUUCCUUUGGAAAAGAAAAAGUAUGAUGCAACUAAUUUAAAAGAUGAAUUAAAGUUAAUUAUAUCUCAUAAUGAUGAUGUAAGAAAUUAUGAUAAACAUUUAGAAUUAGAAAAUGCAUGUAAAUGUUUAAUGGUUUUAAUUAAUUAUUUAAAACUAAAAGAAAAUCAAGAUAUACAUAAUCAAUGUAAAAUUAAUAUACAUAAUAUGGAUUUAUAUAUGAGAUUAGAUAAAGCAGCUAUUAGUGCAUUAAAUAUCCUUCCAAAUAAAAAGAAUAUACAUAGUUAUAAUAAUAAUACAAGUUUAUUGAAAUUUUUAGAUAAAUGUAAUACUUCGAUAGGUUCCAAAAAAUUAGUAUCAUGGUUAACACAACCAUUAACUAAUGUUGCAGAAAUAAAUAAAAGAUUAAAUAUUGUUGAAUUUUUCAUAAAAGAAGAUGAUGCUCGUAAUGUUAUUUUUUGUAAUUAUUUAAAAAGGAUACCAGAAUUAGAUAAACUUAAUCAUUAUUUAAAAGAAAUAAACCAAAAUAAUGAAAUUCGAGUAAAUUCUAAAUAUAAUGAAGAAAUGAUUUUAAAAGAUAUUGUAAAAAUGUAUUAUUCUAUUUUAGAUUUUAAACAAAUUUACUUUACUUUAAAACCUAUUCAAGGAAAAAACAAAGAAACUAUAGACGAAAUCAUUAUAAAUCCUUUACGUGACAUUUUGAAUAAAUUUUCUAAAUUAUUAGAUAUGAUUGAAAUAACUAUAGACUUAGAAGAAGUUCAAGAAAAUAAAGUUUAUUUAAUUUCGACAAGUUUUGAUAGUGAACUAGAAAUUAUUGCUAAUGAAAAAAAUGCCUUAAUGAAGAAAAUCAAAAAACAUAAAGAUGAUGUAGAAAAAGAUAUUUUUGCAGAUAAAUAUGAUAGGACUUAUAAAAGAGCAAAUAGAGAAGAUAUUAGAUUAGUAGAUUGUAAUACCAACGUAUUUUUAUUUAGAGUAACAAAAAAAGAUUGUGGUUUAGUUCAACAAGAUAAAAAAAAAUAUAUGACAGUACGUAUGAAUAAAAAUGAAUUCUUAUUUACAACGAAUACAUUAAAAAAUUUAUGUAAACAAUAUGAUCAUUGUUUAAAUAUUUAUAAUACAUUACAAUCAGAAAUCGUAAAUAAAACAAUAUGUGCUGUUUCUACAUAUACACCAGUUAUUGAAAAGUUUAUUGAUUUAGUAUCUACAUUAGAUGUAUUAAUAUCUUUUUCAGUCGUUUGUCAUAAUUCACCAUUUCCAUAUGUUCGACCAGUAAUAGUCGAUCAUGGAGAAAAUGUAAUUAUGAGAAAAUCACGUCAUCCAUUGUUAGAAUUACAAUAUAAUUUGAAUAACUUCAUACCUAAUGAUAUCCAUAUGAAUAAAAAGAACAGUAGGUUAAUUAUAGUUACCGGACCUAAUAUGGGAGGGAAAAGUACAUACAUUAGACAAACAGCUAUUAUAUGUAUAUUAGCUCAAAUAGGUAUGUUUGUACCAUGUGAUUUUUGUGAAGUUCCUAUAUUUACACAAAUUAUGUGCAGAGUUGGAGCUUCUGAUUUUCAAUUAAAAGGAAUUUCAACCUUUUUAUCAGAAAUGAUAGAAGCAGCAGCAAUUGUAAAAAAUGCUGAUCAAAAUUCUUUUAUUAUUGUUGACGAACUAGGUAGAGG